Mycena indigotica is the source of this 1422-nucleotide messenger RNA. Its product is annotated as Carboxylic ester hydrolase. The coding region runs from base 1 to 1422 and encodes 473 amino acids. The record is from RefSeq and is a predicted model, not a curated record. The transcript is spliced from 13 exons. NCBI's taxonomy places the organism in Eukaryota, Fungi, Basidiomycota, Agaricomycetes, Agaricales, Mycenaceae.
AUGCCUGCCCUCCUCUCCACCGCCUUCCUCGCGCUUUUGGCCCAUGCACAUGUGGUCUUGGGCGGCAUUGCAGCUCGCGCGGCGCCUAGCGUGACUCUCGACUCGGGGAUAUUCACGGGCACGACAGGGUCGCGAAAUACGCAGAGCUUUCUCGGCAUCCCGUUUGCCCAGCCGCCUGUGGGCGACCUUCGAUUCCGCCUUCCAGUGGCCAACUCCCCGUACACCGGAACCCAUUCGGCCACUGUCAUGGGCCCCGGUUGUCCACAGCAGGCAGUCAAGCUCCCUCUCUUAACUGGCCUCCCGGGAGACGUCGUCGACAAGGUCAUCAACUCGAUCUUUGGAAUCGUGUUCCCAUCCAGCGAAGACUGCCUGACUAUCAACGUCAUCAAGCCCGCGACUGCGACGUCCACGUCCAAGUUACCUGUUGUUGCGUGGAUUUUCGGUGGAGGAUUCGAGCUCGGAAGCCCUCAAAUGUACGUUUUAUCUUCAGCGUGUUUCUUGUACUUAUUGUCCAACGACAGUCAUAUAUGUUUCGAUGAACUACCGGCAUUUGGUUUCCUCGCUAGCAAGGAAGUCCGCGCCGCCGGAGUUGGCAAUCUUGGCCUGCAAGACCAACGACAAGCCCUUCGCUGGGUUCAGAAGUACAUCGGGGCAUUUGGCGGCGACCCGACCAAGGUCACAAUUUGGGGCGAAUCAGCUGGCGCGAUAUCGGUUGCCCUUCAAAUGGUAGCUAACAACGGAGACAACGAGGGGCUUUUCCGCGGGGGCUUUAUGGAGUCAGGGUCUCCUAUUCCGACUGGCCCUCUGGAGAAUGGGCAGAAAUAUUACGACCAAAUCGUGAAGCAAGUCGGUUGCUCUGGCGCUGCGGAUACCCUUGCUUGUUUGCGGACUGUUCCUUUCGCGACUCUUAAGGCUGCCCAAGAUGCGACGCCGUUCAUUUUUGACUACCAGUCGUUGCUGCUCGCCUGGCUGCCUCGCGAAGACGGAAAGUUCUUGACAGCAAAUCCGCAAACCCUCGUCCAGCAAGGCAAAGUCUCGCCUGUCCCAUUCGUCAACGGCGACUGCGACGAUGAAGGGACGCUCUUUUCCUUUUCCACGACGAACAUCACCACGGACGCCCAGUUCCUUUCAUAUAUCAAGCAGAUUUGGGUGCCCGGAGCGACGACUGCCCAGCUGAACUCACUGAACUCGCUCUACCCCAGCGACCUCCCUGCUGGCUCGCCAUUCGACACUGGCUUUGCGGACGCGUUGACCCCGCAGUUCAAGCGCAUCGCCGCUUUCCAAGGAGACGCGGUCUUCCAAGCGCCCGCGACGAUUUUUCCAGCAAUCGCGCUCAGGAAAGCAGAACCAGUGGGGCUUUUUGAGCAAGCGCGAGAAGCUCGUGCCCUUCCUCGGCUCGUUCCACGCGAGGCGACAUCCUGA